Bursaphelenchus xylophilus (pine wood nematode) is the source of this 486-nucleotide messenger RNA. Lineage: Eukaryota; Metazoa; Nematoda; Chromadorea; Rhabditida; Aphelenchoididae. The record is from the annotation of a GenBank genome assembly.
AUGAGGAUCACUUCGAUUGUCAAAUCUCACAAGCACUUUGGUAACCUCGGAAAGGUAAGGGAAGCGAAAAACUUUUAUUCUUGAUGUGUAGAUUUACGGGCAGUACAAAUGGUCGAUCGCCCCCAAUGAGCAAGACGCAUGGAAAGGUUUCUUCAAAGCCGCUGUCGUUAAUGUAGGUAUUUAUUUUUUUGUUAAGGUUUAGGUAUCGUGCUUAAACUACCUUUUAAGUUCCAAAGUAUUAAAAUAAGAGUUGGAACGGUGAUCCAACUUUGUGCUGGACAGCACCGAUCAUUUUUUUGCUUUUGAACAGGCGAUUUUAAUGUUUUAUGUUGUUUUAAAUUACAGGUAUUCGACGAGUAUGUAGUCCGUUCUUGGUACUACAUUGUCCCACCGGCCGUUGGAACAUACCUUCUCUACGAUUGGGCCAAGAAGGAGAACGCUCGCGUCAACAAGAAAAACCCGGCCGAUUACGCCAACGACGUCUAG